AUGCUUGAUAUCAACGACUUCAUUGUCGAGCGCGGCGGCGACCCUGAGAAGAUCAGGGAGAGCCAGCGUAAGCGCUAUGCCCCCGUUGAGAUCGUCGACGAAGUCAUUGCCAUGUGGGAGGACCACCGCAAGACCGCCUAUGCCGCCACCCAGAUCAACGCCAAGAUCAACGAGGCCAAGGAGGAUGUCACCGACCUCUUGAAGCAGAAAGCCGACCUGGAGAAGGAGAAGAAGGAUCUGCUCGCCUCCGCCGCCGAGAAGGAGAAGGCCCUGAAGGCCAAGGUGCGCACCAUCGGCAACAUCGUCCACGAGUCCGUCCCCGUCUCUGACAACGAGGACAACAACCGUGUUGAGCGCACCUGGGCCCCUGACGGUGUCACCUUUGAGAAGCGCAAUGUGCUUUCUCAUCACGAGGUCCUCGCCAAGCUGGAUGGCUAUGAUCCGGAUCGAGGUGUCAAGGUUGUUGGCCACCGCGGCUACUUCCUGCGCAAGUGGGGCGUCUUCCUUAACCAGGCCCUUAUCAACUACGGCCUCGAAUUCCUCUACAACAGGGGAUAUAUUCCCCUCCACACCCCACAGCUUAUGCUGAAGGAGCAAAUGGCCAAGACCGCUCAGCUCUCGCAGUUCGAUGAGGAGCUUUACAAGGUCACUGGUGAUCAAACUGAGAAGUACCUUAUUGCUACUUCAGAGCAACCGAUCAGCGCCUACCACGCUGACGAGUGGCUUCAGCCCAAGCAGCUGCCCCUGAAGUAUGCCGGCUACUCUACCUGCUUCCGGAAGGAAGCUGGUGCCCACGGCAAGGAUGUUUGGGGCAUCUUCCGUGUCCAUGAAUUUACCAAGGUCGAACAAUUUUGCAUUACGGACCCUGAGAAGUCUUGGGAGAUGUUCGAGUCCAUGAUCUCGACUUCGGAGGAGUUCUAUCAGUCUCUUGGCAUUCCCUACCGGGUGGUCGCUAUCGUGUCUGGCGCGCUCAACAAUGCUGCGUCCAAGAAGCUCGAUCUCGAGGCCUGGUUCCCGCACCAAGGAGAGUUCAAGGAGCUGGUCAGCUGCUCGAACUGCACGGACUACCAGAGCCGUGAUCUGGAGAUUCGCUUCGGCAUCAAGAAGCAAACCGAUGUCAAGAAGACCUACGUGCAUUGUCUCAAUUCCACCCUGACUGCUACCACGCGCACUAUCUGCGCUAUUCUAGAGAACUUCCAAACAGAAGACGGCGUUAAAAUCCCCGAGCCCCUGCGGAAGUACCUGCCAGGUGCUCCCGACUUCAUCCCCUUCGCCAACACGGCGCCUGAGAAGAAGGAGAAGGAGAUUCCCGUGCGGUAA
Molecule: messenger RNA, 1320 nt
Organism: Thermochaetoides thermophila DSM 1495
Lineage: Eukaryota; Fungi; Ascomycota; Sordariomycetes; Sordariales; Chaetomiaceae
Exons: 15
Coding region: 1-1320 (439 amino acids)
Biological process (GO): seryl-tRNA aminoacylation
Cellular component (GO): cytosol
Molecular function (GO): tRNA binding; ATP binding; serine-tRNA ligase activity
Source: RefSeq, a predicted model, not a curated record